GAGCAGAGCCCGGGGAUGCGCACAAUGUGAGUCCUCCGCUCAGAGGCACCGCUGUCCUCUCCUCUCCGCUUCUUGGCAGCAUCUUGUGGAGUGUAAUCUGAGGAGGUCGAGGAACGUCCCGGCGUAGCGCUGUUAUCAUCCUCAGCCAGCAUUAUUCACUCAGUGAUUGUUGGAAUUUACCGAGGUGGUAGAAGCUACUGUUAGUCCCAUCCUCAAAGACCGGGAGACGCACUUUAGACGGAGCAGAAUUUAAGUACAGAGCGCAAACACUGCUGGAGCAGAGAGCAACCUCUUCUUUGGCUUCUGAAAAAGACAAGAGUUGCUGUGAGAGAUGUUAUCCGCUCACUAGAUCCAGAGAGAACGCAUCUAACGAAGAGUGGAAUUACAAUCAUAACAGUUUAAUGAAGAGAAAAAAAAUCCAUCUUAGAGCAAAUUAAAAUUCUUGUAUUCAAGGGAGAGCAUUCCAUUCACAAGCAAUUGGAUGAGAGUCUUAUUAGCCCUCGGCAACUAAAGAUGAUGUUACCAUGGAAACAAAUUGUUCUGCUAUCAAUCACUGGAUGCCUUGCAGCCUGUACAGAGGAUGUCAUAUUUCAAGGGCCAAGAUGGAGGACGGAGCCAAGUGACCUCAUUUUACCAAUCAGCUCCCCAGACCAGCAAGCUACUAUCACGUGCGAGGCAGAAGGGAGCCCUCCUCCACAGUACAGAUGGUCACUAAACGGAACACUCAUUGAUCUGGGGAAUGACUACCGGCGUCACAUGUCUGGGGGCAGCCUGAUCAUUAGCAACCUGGACAAGGACCAAGACACUGGGGUGUACCAGUGCACAGCCUUCAACACAUGGGGCUCCAUCCUCAGCCGCAGAGCCAGCCUCCAAUUUGCAUAUCUUGAUAACUUCAAAACCCAAACAGUGAGGAGUGCUGUCAAUGUCCGUGAGGGCCAAGGAGUGGUUCUGUUAUGUGGACCACCUGCACAUUCUGGAGAGCUGGCCUUUGCAUGGAUCUUCAAUGAAUACCCGUACUUUGUCCAACAAGACAGUCGGCGAUUCAUCUCUCAAGAGACUGGGAGUCUGUACAUUGCUAAAGUGGAGCCCUCAGAUGUAGGAAACUACACAUGUGUGGUGAACAACACUGUCACGAGGGAGAAGGUGCUCAGUUCUCCAACACCACUGGUCCUCAGAAGUGAUGGAGUAAUGGGUGAAUAUGAACCCAAAAUAGAAGUUCAUUUCCCUGAUUCAGUUCCAGCUGCGAAGGAAUCGGUGGUGAAACUGGAAUGCUUCGCUUUGGGAAACCCUGUCCCAGAAAUAAGCUGGAGAAGAACCAGCGGUGUCCCUUUCCCCAGCAAAGUCAAAAUGAAGAAUGCAAACGCCGUCCUUGAAAUCCCUAAUUUCCAGCAGGAAGAUGCGGGCGCAUACGAAUGUAUGGCAGAGAAUAGGCGAGGCAAAAAUGCUGUGCGGGGUCGUAUUUCAUUCCAUGCUAAACCUCACUGGCUCCAGACAAUGACGGACACGGCUUUGUCCAUUGAGGAAAAUCUCUUCUGGGAAUGUAAGGCCAAUGGAAAGCCUAAACCGUCCUAUAGCUGGCUGAAAAAUGGGGAGCCAGUGGCUGAGGGCCGGGUACAAAUUGAAAACGGGGCCCUUUCUAUAGCUGCGUUAAACCUGUCAGAUUCUGGGAUGUAUCAGUGUGUGGCAGAAAACAAACAUGGCAUUAUUUAUUCCAGUGCCCAACUAAUGGUGUUAGCUUCACCUCCCAGUUUCUCCAAAAGUCCGUUAAGAGCCUUGGUAAAAGCUCGCUCAGGCAGUGAAGUCACUCUCGAAUGCAAGCCUCAGGCCUCGCCCCCAGCAAUUAGCCUGUGGAAGAAAGGCAAUGAGAUCCUGCAGAGAACUGAAAGGAUUACUUUGCUUCCCAAUGGAACAUUAAAAAUCGCCAAUGUAACCAGACGAGAUGCAGCCAGCUACACGUGCAUCGCUAAGAACCAGUUUGGGACAGCAAGCACAACUGGGAAGCUGAUUAUCACUGAGCCCACCAGAAUCACCAUGAGGCCUACUAACAUGGAGAUUAUUGUUGGCGAGAGCAUCGUGUUACCCUGCCAGAUUGCCUGCGAUCCAGCUCUGGAUGUCUCUUUCUCGUGGGCAUUCAACGGCCAGCUCAUCGACUUCCAGCGAGACAGCGAUCAUUUUGAAAGAGUGGGCGGGAGUAUAUCAGGGGAUCUGAUGAUUCGUAAUAUCCAGCUGAACCAUGGAGGGAAGUAUGUCUGUGUUAUUGACACUGAUGUGGAGAGCCUGUCCACCUCUGCAAUCUUGGUUGUCAAAGGUCCGCCAGGUCCUCCAGACAAAGUAUCAGUGGAGGAGAUCACAGACAGUACAGCCCAGCUUUCCUGGACUCCUGGAAGAGACAAUGGCAGCCCCAUCACCGGCUACAUCAUCCAGGCCCGAACACCUUUUACAGUGGGCUGGCAGGCUGUCGACACAGUGCCGGAGGUCGUCAAUGGGAACAUGCUGACAGCCACAGUGGUGGGUCUGAACGCCUGGGUAGAGUAUGAGUUUAGGGUGGUGGCUCGCAAUAUCGUAGGCCUGGGAGAACCUAGCCCAGCCUCAGCCAAGACCAGGACAGAGGAUGCCAUUCCUGAUACAGCUCCCACUGAUGUUGGAGGUGGAGGCGGCACAAAGUCUGAAUUAGUGAUAACAUGGGAGCCUGUGCCCGAGGAACUGCAGAAUGGAGAGGGUUUCGGCUAUAUCAUCGCCUUCAGGCCCGUGGGCACAGUUACGUGGACGAGAGCCGUUAUCUCAAAUAUCGGUGUGGCGCGAUAUGUCUUUCGCAACGACACCAUCCCACCCUUCUCGCCUUUUGACGUGAAAGUGGGGGCAUACAACAACCGAGGGGAGGGGCCCUUCAGCUCCAUCGCCACUGUGUACUCAGCAGAGGAAGUCCCCAGUGUGGCUCCUAAGAGGGUUAGGGCUAGAAGUGUGUCUGCAGCACAAAUUGAAGUGAUCUGGGAAGCUCUCCCUGCAAUCCCUGAAAGAGUGCUUGGAUAUGAGGUUGUUUACUGGGAAGAUGACACCAAGCCUGACACUGUUGGCAAAGUACGCAUAUCUGGAAACUACACACUGGUUAACAUCACAGGGCUGAAAGCGAACACAGUGUACUACCUCUCUGUGGCUGCUUUCAAUACAGCUGGCCCCGGGCCGCAGUCAGCACCCAUCAACACCACCACAAAGAAACCACCUCCAGAUCGGGCUCCACUCAAUAUACAAUGGACCAUGAUUGGCUCUACGCUCACACUGCACUGGGAUCCUGUAGUAGCCAUGGAGACAGAGUCAAAGGUCACUGGAUAUUUGGUGCUGCUGAAGAGGCACCGCUACAAUGACAUCAACAGUAUCUUGACCAACAAGACCACUGUGGCGCUCAGCCUUUCUGCCAAUGACAACUAUCUCAUUCAGAUCAAGGCCAUGAGUGAGGGCGGCGAAGGUGUGGGUAGUGAACCUAUCCACAUCCACAAAUUAAGCAUGGGAGCACGGGGCUCAGGAGCGAGUUGUCUCAGCCCAUUGUACCUCUCCGCAGCCCUCAUCAGUGCACUGCUCUGCUCCAUCUGGUGAUGUCUCAUCAGAGCUUACGGAGCGCCAUCCCUCCUCCCCUCCGUCCCCUCAGUCAGCCUGUCCUACGUUAACCCUCCACUGGACUGGCACAAGGCCCGGGCUUCAGUGGCAGGACUGGGAAAGACUGGAAAGGACUGGACUGCACCGAACUCUUAAAGGGACCACGCCACUUCUUUUAAAGGACCAUCAGAUAGAGAUGUGAUGAUUUUGCGUGCAUGAUAUCUUUUGGUAUUUCUUCCAGUGUCAUAAGUGCCACCAUGCUCUAGGUUUCAUUUUUAGAAGUUAUGAUGUCUAUAUGACUCCUUAGUAUCUCUGGAGAUACUAAUGCCUUAAAACCCAUUUUACACGUACAGUCCAUACCAAAGUAGGUGACAAAGGCUGCUUGCUUUAUGGUUUCUUUAACCCUCUAUAAAAAAUGUUUUGUACCAACAAGACUUUAUCUUCUCAAGAUCAACUUCUCAGCAAAAAGAUUAACCUAUAAUCAUUGGUUACAUCCACAUUGUAAUAUCUCAAAAUGAAUCUUAUAGGUCAGCAACAACCAUUAACUAAUAACCACAUCCAUUUUUAUAGCUUUUGCCAGAACAUCCAUUGCAGACUUAAAAGUUGUACCAGGCUUUGUUAAAUAUAUGAAAGAUGCAUAGAAAAUUGAUCAACUGUGCCUAAACCCGACUUAUCUCUGCGUUCAGAAAUUAAAUUAAGUCUGUUCGAGAGCCACAUGCUCCUGAGCUUUAGGCUACCCUACAAUACUCUGAUAGAUCUUGGCAUUUUGCUCUCUAUCUCAUGCUCCUCUAAAUAAUAAAUGCCUAUCACAGUCUGCAUUCUCAGUCUAGUGAAAAAACCGGGAUUGCAGAGAAUAGAGAUGUGUGGUGUUACUAUGUCAAGCAGAUCCCAUGUGUACUGUUCCUUCUCUACAUUUAGAUGACCUGUGUUCUAGAUACGUAUAUCAUAUCACAGAACAUGUACCAUCUACACCCCAGAUGACCAGCUGGCCCAGUGCACAAUAGACUACAGGAUAACAGUGCCUUCACUAGAGCUCUCUCUGAUUUUUUUUCCUCUUUCUUUCCUUUUCAGAUAGCUUAGGAGAAAGAUUCAUGUUGCAGAGCAGGCAUUAUUGUUUGCUUUUUGUUUUCAUAGGAAUUAGUUACAAAGGACAGGAAACUCAGAAUUUAGAGGGAGCCCAUUAUUGGAAAGGGUAUGUUGAUUAAAUUUUCAUUGAGACAAGUACACAGGAGCACCUAAACAAAAUGGGUUGGAAGCUUUAGGAAAGCCGGAAUGGAUUGAGAUAUAUGGUGGAAAUUUUGGUCCCAGUCUUUACGGUCUGUGGUAUAAUAAAUGUAUGACUCCAUCCGUAGCAUAAUUUAUGGGCUAUUAAGGCAUCAGAAUAAUUGAUGCCAAUACCGUGGUGAAGAGGGCCCUGACUGGAAAUGGAGCGAAAGGCAUGGCUGUCAUUUUACAUCCACCCCAUCACUAUCUAUUGGACACGUACCAAACUGAACUGUAACAACAGAACAUUGCUACUCUGCUGAGAGAGCUACUUUUCAUGCCGUUUUAUCAUGAGGAUGGCUCUGUCAAAAGCCACUCAAGUAAAAUCUGAGGUGUGAUUACUGGGGUCCUGACAAUGUUCAUGUGGAUGUGGAAGGAUAUAGUCAAAUGAACUGCUACACAUCACUGUGCCUUUGCUGAACAUGGGGCUGUGUGUGGUCAUUAGCUCGGAGGCUGUCGUCGUCGUCAUCUGUUUUUUGCACUCUAUCCCCCCAACCCCACCCCAAAGACGAAUGAAAGCACAAGGACUUGAUGCAAGGUGACUGGAUGUCCUCACUUAGCCAUAGGAACAGGUGUGCAGACCCCAGAGGCCUCAUAAAAAGUCCAAACGGCCGACAUAAUCAGGCUGUCCUAUCUGCUCCUUGACUGGUUUCAUAAAGCUCUGUGCUCGUUGAUUAGACCACUGCAGACCAGUCAAUGGGAUAUUGAUUUUCCUGCCCCAUUAUUACAGCUGUCACAAUUCAGUUGCUUGAUUGACUGAUGGCCGUGUUCUUAUUGCACUUGUUCUGUUGUGUUACGUUUAGUGAUGUUUUAGAUGCCCUCCACUAUUUUGCUCCCUAUCAGAUGACUUCUUAGGCAUUCUUUUUUUGUUGUGUUUUAAUUUGGUUUUACCAGAAAUCUCACUGUACUUGCCCAAUUUUUCACAGAUUUUACAAGUAUUUUGUAGUGUAGUGGUAGAUUGUGACUUUGAAUUGGAGCAGUGACCUGCAACUGAUUGGCUGGUUGAUUCUUAUGAGUUACACGUCGAAUGUGAAAACUGUUGGCCUGUUGUGCUCCAGCAGUAAUUCUACUGUAUCUGCAUAAAAGCCCAGUCACACCAGGAUUUAAAACAGUGAAAUUUCAUGGCAAAUGUCAGUACACUUUGGGAACAAAGAGCCAGAGAAUCCAAAAUGGAGAAAGCUGACAUAGCUUACUAGCUGUUGGUCCAUCCACUUUUACUCAACCUUUCUUUGUCUAAGUAUAAUACCAUAUACCAUACCAUAUAUACCAUAUACCAUAUUUUGAUGGUAAAAUUAUAUCUAUAAUAAGUAAACUGUAUUUACUGUCGCAUUAGCUAAUGAGCGUGCAAACUGACAGUUUUGGAACUAGCUAGCUUGGAGAGUUUUUUUUUUUCACAGUUCAAUUACUCUUUGCUGAAUUAAUCCUGAGAACAAGAAGUAAAUGGCACAGUACAGAAAUAAUAAUAAAUAAAAUAUAGAGAAAAUAAAAAGAAGCUCAGAAAGCUUUGUGACUGACUGACACAAGGAUGUUCCCAGCUGUCUAGUAUGUAUAGCCACUUGCUCAACAGCCACAGUAGCUAGCUUUUUUCCCCACAAAGAUGUGUGGUUGAAUUUUGCUGUGUCACUUCCUGGUGUGACCGGGCCCCAAAGCAGCUUGUGUGUGCAAAUACUUGAUUCAAGUGGUGUUAAUAUUUCCGUUGAUAUCCAAAUUAGGGUAACGUCAUCGCCAACUGGCAGGCUAAUAGGUUAUUAAUUUACAGUGCUUAAAUGUGUGGCAGUUUCUCAGAGCUUUCUUAUUAUUUACAUAGCUGUAGUUCAGCCUAAUGUUUCUUUCCUCUGCUCUUGCUCACAUAAGAAAGCAAAACUAUUGUUUCUGGCUUUGUGCUUUAAUAAAUACUACAAGUUCAAUCUAAAGGACAUUCAGAAAGUGAUUGGAGCCACCAGCUGUAGUGGUUUGAAAUGCAUUGAUCACAGAAGAACAACAUAUCUAUUUAUAUCCACAAGGUCGGUUCGGUUAGAUUGGUUUCUGUGGUUGUUGUGGCUAGAAAGGAGCAUAUCUGGUGCAGUGUAAAUAGCUUGCAUAUAUUUUUUAAACACGGCCAUCAAAGACAACCUUAUUGCUUUUAUAUAGUGUGUUCUCCGACCUUAAUACUGGUGUAUUAAUCAAUGAUCUCUGUGAGAUACUGACAUGUAGAACGGCAUUUUCAUAUUGAAAAGUAACUGUUUGUCUUGUAUACUAAAAUUGUGCAUGUUAAUCAUUGUUUGUGAAUUUGUGUUUGAUUUUUUCUAAAACUAUAACUUAAUUAAAAUGUUUAUUCCAGCCA
Lates calcarifer (barramundi perch) is the source of this 7177-nucleotide messenger RNA. It is a transcript of the gene cntn3b, whose product is annotated as contactin 3b. The transcript is spliced from 23 exons. Bases 514 to 3591 code for a protein of 1025 amino acids. NCBI's taxonomy places the organism in Eukaryota, Metazoa, Chordata, Actinopteri, Centropomidae. The record is from RefSeq and is a predicted model, not a curated record. Gene Ontology annotation, molecular function: protein binding.